GUGCUAGACACUGAGGUUAGGAUGGGAUAAACAAACAACAAACUAAUUAAUUAAAUAUUAUUAUUCUGUUUAGCGAUUGAUUUUGAAGGAUGGUAUGAUCGAAGGGUGAUUUGAUCAAAUGACUCUAAGAACAGAAAUGCUGUGGAAACCAUGGAGCUGGCUGUAUGUGGUCUGUUUCUUGGAUUUGUUUGGUGCAAGUUUGAUCAUGCCAAUGUUCAGUGCCCAUCUCCGCUCUCUGGGAGUCUCACACACUGAUAUCGGCCUGCUCAGUUCCAUUUACGGAGCCACACAGCUCAUCUCAGGACCUGUCAUUGGUAGUUGGAGCGACAUCAAUGGUCGUAGUCAAAUCUUGUGUUUGUCUAUGAUAAUUUGUUCGGUAGCUUACGGUUUGAUGGGUAUAAUCUCGUCAUUUGCCCAGUUCUUCUUUAUCCGAUGUGUUCUUGGAUCCUUUAAACAUACACAGACUCUGUCUAGAGCCUUCAUAUCCGAUAUUGUACCUGAAGAGAAACAAGCUUCUGUCCACGGAAUCAUGAAUGCUUUCACAUCAUUUUCAUUCACCAUCGGUCCUGUAAUCAGUGGGCAUAUGAUGGAAAUGGAAAAUGGAUUCCUGAAUUUAACCAGAACAGUUAUGUUAAUAUUUAUUUUGAACACAACAGUAGUGUAUAUUUUUGCUAAUAAAACUGACAAGUCUUUUAGCAAAGAAAGUUAUUCAGAGAGAAGGAAGCUAUAUGAAGACAUUGUUCUUGUUUUUAAAGAAUUAUAUAACAUUAAGUGGACAAGUUUCUGGGCUUUGUUCAGUGUAAAGUUUUUAUUCGCUUUGACAGGAAUGUUAUUUUUUCAAAACAUGGGUGUUAUUUUAACCGAAAACUUUGAAAUAUCCCACAAGUCUAUGGGAUAUACAAUAUCUUUUUAUGGUUUUGUGUCUGUUUUAUGUAACUUGGGCGUGGGACAAAUCAAGCACUCAGGCUUUUUACCAAAGUCCAAUCUAAAAAGCCUAACUUACACUUUUUUCAUGAUGGCUGUUACUUUUUGUUUAUUGUAUGUUACAAAUAGUUACCAAAUCUUUGUGUUGGGAAUUAUUCCUCUGUCUUCUAGUCAUGCCCUGACACGGAUAUUGUUGACUGAAGUAUUGCUAGAACAGUCGGAUGCGUCUUGUGUUGGGUCGGUGGUAGGGGCCUCAAGUAGUAUCACGUCUAUUGCCCGUAUUCUAGUUCCGUUCAUCUCCGGACUCAUCAUAUCCUGGGGAGGGGUUUCAUGCGCUCUUUUGGUCUCAUCCGUGAUAGCAUUUGGUGCUUGUCUGUUAACUGUUCUCUAUACUCAGACUACUGAUAAGUCUCUCAAGCCAUCUUCAGACUAAAAUCUACUUCCCUGCCAACAAUAAGUCAACUCAAAUUAAUUUAUAAAUUAUGUUACCAAACAAAAUAAAUGGGGGGAUUAAUUCAAAUUAACUCAAAUGUUUAGUCAUGUAGUCUGUCAAAUUUUAAGGGCAGGAUCACUUACUUUAGAUUAAAAACAUCACUGUAUACCUUUUUGGUGGUACAGAGAAGGUUCUUAAUAAAAUAGCAGUGUGAGCAAAUAAUCUGUAUCAUUCGUACCCCAAUAAAUCACUGGGUACUUUAAAAUUAUAUGAUCAUGUUCUUAGGUAAUUAUUGUUCUGU
Macrosteles quadrilineatus (aster leafhopper) is the source of this 1658-nucleotide messenger RNA. RefSeq names its product major facilitator superfamily domain-containing protein 9-like. The transcript has 2 exons. Gene Ontology annotation, molecular function: transmembrane transporter activity. Gene Ontology annotation, biological process: transmembrane transport. The record is from RefSeq and is a predicted model, not a curated record. Bases 119 to 1357 code for a protein of 412 amino acids. Lineage: Eukaryota; Metazoa; Arthropoda; Insecta; Hemiptera; Cicadellidae.